AUGGAGCAACCAAAGCCAUCGCUCAAGAUUUUGGAACUCUGCAAAAUCAGCCCCUCCCCAUCUCCUUCUCCGGCAGCCGAUCAGUUUUCUCUUCCCUUGACAUUCUUCGAUCUCCCCUUCUUCACAAGCCCUCCCACUGAGCGCAUACUUUUUUACUCCCACCCCGCCGCCGAUUCAAUACUCCAAAAACUCAAACAUUCACUCUCCCUCACGCUCUCCCACUUCCUCCCUCUCGCCGGCAACGUCGUCUGGCCGGAGGAUUCCCCCGAGCCCUUCAUUCUUUACAAACCCGGCGACUCUGUUUCCCUCACCGUCGCCCAAGCCGACGGCGCUGAUUUCCACCGUCUCUCGUCGGACCAAAUCAGGAAGGCCAACGAAUCCCAUUUCCUGGUUCCCCAAUUCCAAGCACCCGACGACACUACUUGUGCCGCUCCGAUUCUGUGUCUCCAAAUCACUUUAUUUCCCGGCGUUGGAUUUUCAAUCGGCAUCGCAACCAACCAUACGGUUUUCGAUGGGAAAACGUCGACCACGUUCUUGAAAUCAUGGGCUUCCAUUUGUACCCACGAAUCUGAAUCUGAAUCUGAAUCGAAUCUCCCUACUUUGGAUUUCGACAGGGCCGCGGCCAAGGACCCAGAUGGGUUGCAGAAGCUUUACCUCAAGUACCACCAAAUCUUUCUCUCCCCUCCCGACACGUCGGGCCAAAGGUUGAGACUUGCCCCCAAAGUGGCCAUCCCGGACGACGUGGCCGGCGGCACGUUCGAGCUCACGUGUGCCGACGUCGAGCAUUUAAGGGCAACGGCGGCCAUGAGCUCGUCUUCCACGCGCCGUCGUCGUCUGUCGACUUUUGUGCUGACAUACGCCCACGUGUCGAUCUGCAUCGUCAGAGCCCAACGACUGGACCCGAAAACGAAGGUCGCUCUGUUUUUCCCCGUGGAUUGGCGGCCUCGUUUGGGUGGGCGUCUCGUGGGAGAGAAUUAUUUCGGGAACGGCAUUGGUGGGUGUGGGUUGUUUCUGGAAGCCAAGGAUUUUUUUGGGGAAAAUAGAAUAGGGGUGAUCUCGAAUCAGAUAAGUGAAGUAAUUAUGGAGAUGGAGGAGAAAGUGAAGGGGAGCACUGAAGUUGUGGAGUUGAUGGACCAUGUGUUCUUGCAGUGGUUUAGCAAAAUGCCGGUGGAUAAAAGAAUUACAGUGGCUGGUUCGCCGAGGUUUGGGCUUUACGACCUUGAUUUUGGGUGGGGAGGGUGUACAAAAGUUGAGAUGACUUCCAUGGGAUUGGAUGGGACAUUUUCCAUGGCCGAGAGCAGGAAUGGAAACGGUGGGGCGGAAGUUGGAAUUGUUCUUCCACAAGAUGAUAUGAAUCUUUUUUCUUCUCUGUUUUUCGAGGGACUGAAACUAUGA
Molecule: messenger RNA, 1395 nt
Organism: Momordica charantia (bitter melon)
Lineage: Eukaryota; Viridiplantae; Streptophyta; Magnoliopsida; Cucurbitales; Cucurbitaceae
Product: malonyl-CoA:anthocyanidin 5-O-glucoside-6''-O-malonyltransferase
Source: RefSeq, a predicted model, not a curated record